GAUGGAAACAAUACCACGUGACUAGACUGGGCAGGUCGUCUUGUAGAUGAGCGUAAGAAAGAACAGUGUAUUCUGGCGCCGCUGCAGAAAUAAUCACAAAGGAUAGCCCCAUGCUUCAGGCUCAUUUGUCUCAAGAAAGUGCAUUUUUCAUGCCAAAGCAGAUUCUACCGGCAGGAUAACAUGCAUAAAACCAAAAGAAUCAAAAUUACGGAUUUAAAUCCAAACCUCAUAUGUCCACUCUGUGUGGGAUAUUUCAUCGAUGCUACCACCAUUGUAGAAUGCCUGCACUCCUACUGCAAGAGUUGUAUUGUUUCUUUCCUGGAGAGGAACAACUACUGUCCACAGUGCGAAGGGCAAGGACAGAAAACACCCACACAGCUCAGCAUAAGGCCAGAUCAAGCCCUCCAGGACAUCGUCUACAAGCUUGUUCCAGGACUAUUUAAAGAUGAGAUGAAAAGAAGGCGAGACUUCUAUGCAGGACACCCAGCUGCAAAUGGAUUAGACACCCUGAAUGGGGAGCGUGGGGGAGUUAGGGAACAGGAGAGGAGCAUCAUCGCAGAGGAUGAGAUCAUCAGCCUCUCCAUACAGUUCCAUGGGAAAAGCGGCAAUGACCUCAAAACAUCAGAUACAAAAGACUCAGAUGGAGAACUGACCAACAGCAAACGUUUCCUGCGUUGCCCAGCAGCCAUGACAGUCACCCAUUUAGUCAAGUUCCUGAGAAGCAAAAUGGAUAUUCCCAGCACUUACAGGAUUGAAGUUUUGUAUGAAGAUGAGCUCCUAAAAGACUAUUACACACUGAUGGACAUUGCCUACAUCUACACGUGGAGACAAAAUGGUCCCCUCCCUCUGCAGUACCGCGUCCAGCCCACCUGCAAGCGCCACCGUCCCUCCAGCUCCUCCGUCCUGUCCCCUCUCCCUCUCGCCCACUCCGACGGCGUCUCCGAGAGCGACUCGCUGAGUGACAAGCCUCUCAGUCCACCAGCCACUCCCCCGGGGCAGUCGUCCCUUCCGACCCCGGCCCAGUCAAACCCCAGUCCUGCUCACAACAGCGCUCAGGUGCGCCCCCUAGCCAACACAGCCAGGAACAACAACAACAACCAGAAGAACUGCAGCCAUGGACCAGCCGGAGAUGUGUAACCACCGGAUGUGUAAUUACCAGACACCUCAAAUUGACCGAACCCUUUGCCCAUCUGAACUGAGACCUGGGCUUAGAUCGGUGGGAAGUGGCUCAAGACUGACUGCUUUUAAAGAGAACUUGCAUAAACAAGACUGAAACAACUGCCUGCUUUAUUGACAGUAAUUGCAUAGACCGGCCACAUCCCUUUUUGUAUACAGACUGUAUAUACAUGUAUAUAUUGCUGUAUGAUACAAUGAAUCUUAUGUAUCAAAAUGGUAUGAGUGUGAAAAUGACUGAAAAGGGCACAUGUAUUGCGGGACUUGAGUGCCCUGUCUUGUCUUCACUGCACACAGUUAGGGAAAGGUGUUCAUAAAUGUGAAUUUACAAUACCAUCAAUCCCACAUCUAUUGCAGAGAGUAUCUACUCAAAAUAUGCCAUGCGUUAUUAUUUUAUUUGGAGCAUUGAGAAGAUGUAUUCUUAUUUAUCCCAUCUAUCUCCGUGGUGACGAGAGCAGUCACUGGGGUUUGUUGCCUUUUUUUUUUUUUUUUAAACACUAUAAAUGCACUACAAUUAGAAUGUAAUCGUAAUGCUUCGCACAUGAAAGGCAGCUGAAUUUGUGAAAUUGUACUUUUUGUAGUCAACAGACAGCUCCAAGCUCUUUACAAUUGCAUCAUUUAAAAACAACCUCCACUGUACAGUACUUAAAACCGGAGUGAUAAUGUUACAAACAGCCCACAGAUUUUAACAUGGCCAAAAGCACUUGACAAAGUGAAGCAUUCAAGUUUAAAACAAACAACAAAAAAAAAAAUCCCCUCAACAUGAUGAGGGGACUGAACUGUAAUACUGUACAUUGCUAUCAAUUAUAUGUACCAAACAAAAAUUAUUCUGUAUUUAUUUUAUAGCACUGCAUGUUACAAUGUAUGUUCUUUAAGGCAGUAAAACACCUGAAUUUUG
Molecule: messenger RNA, 2071 nt
Organism: Clupea harengus (Atlantic herring)
Lineage: Eukaryota; Metazoa; Chordata; Actinopteri; Clupeiformes; Clupeidae
Product: polycomb group RING finger protein 2
Biological process (GO): negative regulation of transcription by RNA polymerase II
Cellular component (GO): PRC1 complex
Molecular function (GO): promoter-specific chromatin binding
Source: RefSeq, a predicted model, not a curated record